Coregonus sp. 'balchen' is the source of this 14389-nucleotide messenger RNA. Lineage: Eukaryota; Metazoa; Chordata; Actinopteri; Salmoniformes; Salmonidae. The record is from the annotation of a GenBank genome assembly.
UCAAUGAAAAAAUAUGCAUAAAAAAAUAUAUUGUAAUAUCGUUAAUAUUAAGAGAACUGAAAGAAAUGGUCCAAUCUUUCAAGAAUCUCUGAGCCUCACUUUGGUCCUUGUACUUGUCUUGCUUGCUUCUAGAAUGGAGACUACAACAAACCUAUUCCUGCUCAAUUCUCGGAGCAUCUGAACCAUGGCGUGUCUGCCGGCGUGCCCUUGCCUGAGACACCAAAAACGCUGCAGUGGGUCAACUGUCAGAUGCUGUUGUGUAAAAAAUGCAACAACAACCAGACCGUCAAGAUCAAGCAGUUGGCCUCAUUCACCCCAAGGGAAGAUGUAUGUAUUUUUUAUUUAUUUUUUAUUUUACUCUUUGAUUUGUGGAAAACUGCAGUAUGUGUGAUCCAGGGUGAGUUUGUAUAAAGCCAAUGUGGUCACAGGAAAAACAACAAUGAUAUUUUGGUUUCCCUACCCUAGGAGAACUAUGAUGAGGAGAUUGAGGUGUAUAAGCACCACGUGGAGCAGACCUACAAGUUGUGCAGACCCUGUCAGACGGCCGUGGAGUACUACAUCAAGCACCAGAACCGCCAGCUCCGGGCCGUGCUCUUCAGCCACCAGCUCAGACGCAGCAGAGACUGUGACAAAGCCUUCGUAAAGGUCACUUUCAAUGGAAACAAGUCCAUCUGAUAAGACUGUUGAGCAAGCAUCAGCACUAGACUUAUAGUAGAAAAUGAUCUAAGAAAUAGAAAUGCAUUUACCACUGCCAGGUCUUUCGAUGCGUUUCAGCUGAAGCUAUCAGUAAGAAAUGAUUUAAGUGCAUAAAUUGAUUACUCCGCAGAAAUAGGUGUGCACAUUUGAUUAACAUUCACAAGGGGUCUAGACGUGGCAUUAUAGGAAUUCACAUCUAUCCUUACGCUCUAAACUUUUUUUUCACAGAGCUCCUACUCCUUCAGCACACCAGUUGGAGUGAUAUUGCUUCGUGUCCUGGCGUUUUUCACCUGUGCCUUCCUAGUUGCAACAGCACUGUAUGGCUCUGGGGACCAAACUGCACCCGCUGGUGCACCCCAAACACUAAGCGGAGGGAUCAUCCCUCCAAAGCCUGCUCCCUGCAAUGAAUCGACUCCCAAAAACGGCAGCAGCGAGGCUGGACAGGUGUGGAAAGACCUGCUGGAGCUGCUUCCAGUGGAGGCCGUAGAGAAUGCAAAGCUUGUCUGGCAGUAUGGAAGGAACCAUCAGAUGGCUGUGGUCUCCAUUGGCCUGCUGACCUGUAUCACUGGUGUCUGUCUAGGAGGACAUGUCAGGUAAUUCAUGGAACUCCUCUUAACUCAUUGUUUCUAUGAUGAAGAAUUCCGGGUAUGCACUGGUGCCUGAACCUGGAGUUUUGGCUACUUAAAUUGAAAAUAAUCUUUGUGAAUUUUGACCUUUUUGAGCAUGAAGAGAAGGUCCAAGAGGCCCUGAAAAAUGCCUUUUUAGUUUUUUAAAUUCCAGACAGUAGUUAUAUACUUUGUUCCUGGGUUUUCAGAUUGAGGCGAAUUGAUGCCGUGGCCUCUGUCCUGUGGUUCCUGGUCUUGUGCCUGUACUUGGUGGAGAGAUACCUGAAAGCUGAUGUCUCAAGCUGGCUGGAUACAGUCAAACUCGGCACCACCUCCUUAUGUUGCCUGGUCGGCUUUGCCGCUGCCGUGGCAACACGCAAAUCCAUGGGCCCUAGAAGAGCGAGAGGUCGAAGGUCAGAAUCUGAACAGUGACACUUAAAUAUACUUAUAAGACCCACCGAAUACACUAGGACCCACAUGUGAACACAUAGGAUAUGUUUCUCUAACGCAUAUGACUUUCCCGUCUUUUCUCAUCUCUCCUUUGCUGAUAUUAACCAACUAAUUGAUGCACAUGUUAUUAGCCUAAUCUGAAGAUUUCUUACUUGGCAUUGGUUGUCUAAUGCAACUUUCUGAUUUAUCCUAUUUAUUUGGAAAGUCAUUUUAUCAACAACCCUAUCUAAACAACACAGGGACUCCCAUUAAGCAAGGAUGCAUAGCUAACACUUAAAUUGUAGCUGUGUUUUCGGAGAAUUGAAACUCAGAAAUCAAUUGGCUGUGUAGCGGAUAUGAACAGAUCGAUGUGCUGCCUUUUUCUUUGACAUUAGCAUGGCUCAAGCCUCGAUCUUGUUAGGAAUUCCUUUUUAUAACCCUGAUGGCUAAUACUUUGACAGGGCAAACCACGCCUAUCACAUUUUAUGGAAGGGUUAGGCCAAAGAGUGAGUCCUUUUUAUUUCAAAACCUGAUUAUUGUGACGAAUCCUGGGGUGGUGCUUGUAGUGGGAAUGUGAUUUUAAUCUGUAAAUUCUAUAGUAACACUGCUAGCCGGCGAAAAAGUUUGACAAUAUCGUCCGAUGCCUCCCAUUGUGUGCUGUGCGAUUUGUAUUUGGUGGACUAAUAAACGUUUUGGAAGGAGAGAGUCUGGGGACAGGCUUUGGCAGAGAACUAGUCAGUUUAGAUGGAGAAAAAAAACCUGCUCCCAAAACCAAAUCGAGUAGCUGGCCAGCAUGCACACAAUAUUUUGGUUCUAGGUGCUGAGAUUAUUCCAAACCCAGGAUUGCUUGCCGUCCAGUAUACUUUGCUCACUGGCUGGGCUGCACUACGCAUGUAAAAUGGAGCCCAUAGUCUUUUUCAUGCCCAUGUCCCAUGUGCGGGUUUCUCUUUGAAGUUAUGUAUUUUUCCCAUGCAUCUGCAACAAGAUAUCUUCUAUGUGCUUUUUUAAAUGUUGAAUGCCCGUCCAGUUGUGCUGAAUUCAGGCAUUCAUCCAACAAGUUUUGCACUGUAAAAACAGUAUGGUUUGUUUGACCUAUUUCACAAUAAUUAUGGAAACCGAGCCACUCUGAUAAGCUUGUUGUGACAAGGUGUCAAAUUGUUAUACCGCUAGGCUAAAUAUUGUUACAUCACUGCUUUUUACCUUUAUAGUUUUGCAACUAUAAAGACCACACUAAUAUAAUGGUGUUGGUUGGCUUUCCUGGUAUACUGAAUUUAUUCUUGAAGUUUCGAAUGAAACGACAGUUGGGUAGGUGUUUUGAAGAAAGGUUUUGUUCACACAAAUCUUUACCAAUAAGACUGACUACUCUUGGUAUUGAAACUCAAAAGUGCCACUGCUUUUGACCUGUAUUUCUCUACGGUUGUGUAAAGAAGACAAACAAGCUUAUGAUUAAGUGGAAGCUGUAUACAGUUCACUUGUAGUUUCCCCAGGUACAGGGUGUUCUCCUGAAGAUUUUUUAAAAUAUUUUUCAUAUUUUGUGUACACCACAGUACUUUUUUGUCCCCCAGAGUGGUACAUUUUUGUGGCAGUCUUUCUGUUUUCUGUCUUUGCAUGUUAGGUUCUGAUUGUAGAAUCGAGUAUCCUCUUGUAAAGCAUAUGCUAAUCCAUAUUUUAGAGGAAAUAAUAGGCCUAACUAUACUGCUAUGUGCCUCCACUUUCCCUUCCUUAUUAAAAUCCACUGACAGCUCCCCAGCCCUCAAGCAUGCACUAAUAUUGGGUUUGAUGAUACUUUGUGUUUAAUGUAGCUUUUGUUUGUGAUGUAAAAUUAGACAGGAAUGCUACACAUAACAUGCUAUACCUAUUCAUGUGUAUCUUCUUUUUUUGAGUGAAUAUUACUGUAUUUAAAUGAUAGAUGUGAAGAACGUCUGUAGAUUGUACUCGAGGGUAACAUUACUGCACCAACUCAUGUAUGUUGUAUUCUCAACUUUUUGGUUUAUGUACCCAGCAUCUGUAACCAGGUUUCCAUCUAACCAUUUCAUUUGGAUGAAUUACCUGACGCAUGAAAAAAGUCACGACUGGGCUGAUGGAAACAGGAAAUGCCAGUACAAUUUUAUAAAUGUCGACAGACUAUUUGUUCGUUCGGUCAAAUUAAUUAUGCGAGAAAUGGCGGUGGAAACGCCUUUGUGCAAAUAUUGAUAUAAAAACGAUCAUAUUGAAUAUAAACUUGGACUUACGCGAUAUGUUGUGUGGUCCUCCCACUACGAUUCGGGAAAGCAUGCAGUUUAUUAGGCUCUGAUGAACUUCACAGGGUGGUGAAAGUGCACAGUGAUGAGUUUCUCCUUUCCAAUAAAUAUCGAGGGUCUUAUUCUGGUGACAUGAUCAUCGAUGCUUGGCUGCUGUUUUGACAAAAAUAAUUUUGCUCUUAUCCAUAAUAAUCUCAUCAUGUAUGUAGCCUACCCACACUGUAUCUGCCAGCUGUUGCAAAAGUGCGCAUGUGCCAAGACCAUAGUGUUAUAUACCGCAACAGUUUUUGACAAAACCAUCAGAGUUGAAAAUGCGAUGGAAACUCAUUUAACUUGUAUUUUUUGUUCAGUACAUGGACAUGUAACCGCAGAAGUUAUUUUUGUGUAGUAAGUCAGUUUGAUGGAAACGCAUCUUGUGGGAAAAUGUGCAUAUUGUUUUAUGCAGAUUUUAGAAUAUCAUAAAUCUUUCGCUAAUUGGAUGGAAACCUAGCUUGAGACAAUACCCACAGUCAGUUUUGUGAAAAUCUGGAUUUCUGUGAUACAGAUGCUGUUACAUUGUUUUGACAGUUUUCAGUCUGCAAAACUAUUAUUUGAGUAUGUAGCCAAUUUGUAUGUAAUAUGCGUUACAAUGCCAAAUGUAUUUAACUGGUUCUAGCACAUUUCCCUCUGUUACUAGUUUGGCAUUUGCCCAUGAAAGCGUACGUGACUCUUCAUGUUUUACAUCAUAUGAGUAUGCUAGUAUACCUGAUUUUAAUGGAUACUAACAACUAUUGUGUAUCUCAACCAAUGUUUUUAGCAAAAAAAAAUUGCCUAACCUUAUUAUUUUAACUAUGUUGUGAGCAUACAUCUAUUAGUGUCACUUAGUGGGGAGAACAAGUAUUUGAUACACUGCCGAUUUUGCAGGUUUUCCUACUUACAAAGCAUGUAGAGGUCUGUAAUUUUUAUCGUAGGUACACUUCAACUGUGAGAGACGGAAUCUAAAACAAAAAUCCAGAAAAUCACAUUGUAUGAUUUUUAAGUAAUUAAUUUGCAUUUUAUUGCAUGACAUAAAUAUUUGAUACAUCAGAAAAGCAGAACUUAAAAUUUGGUACAGAAACCUUUGUUUGCAAUUACAGAGAUCAUACGUUUCUUGUAGGUCUUGACCAGGUUUGCACACACUGCAGCAGGGAUUUUGGCCCACUCCUCCAUACAGACCGUCUCCAGAUCCUUCAGGUUUCGGGGCUGUCGCUGGGCAAUACGGACUUUCAGCUCCCUCCAAAGAUUUUCUAUUGGGUUCAGGUCUGGAGACUGGCUAGGCCACUCCAGGACCUUGAGAUGCUUCUUACGGAGCCACUCCUUAGUUGCCCUGGCUGUGUGUUUCGGGUCGUUGUCAUGCUGGAAGACCCAGCCACGACCCAUCUUCAAUGCUCUUACUGAGGGAAGGAGGUUGUUGGCCAAGAUCUCGCGAUACAUGGCCCCAUCCAUCCUCCCCUCAAUACGGUGCAGUCGUCCUGUCCCCUUUGCAGAAAAGCAUCCCCAAAGAAUGAUGUUUCCAUCUCCAUGCUUCACGGUUGGGAUGGUGUUCUUGGGUUGUACUCAUCCUUCUUCUUUCUCCAAACACGGCGAGUGGAGUUUAGACCAAAAAGCUAUAUUUUUGUCUCAUCAGACCACAUGACCUUCUCCCAUUCCUCCUCUGGAUCAUCCAGAUGGUCAUUGGCAAACUUCAGACGGGCCUGGACAUGCGCUGGCUUGAGCAGGGGGACCUUGCGUGCACUGCAGGAUUUUAAUCCAUGACGGCGUAGUGUGUUACUAAUGGUUUUCUUUGAGACUGGUCCCAGCUCUCUUCAGGUCAUUGACCAGGUCCUGCCGUGUAGUUCUGGGCUGAUCCCUCACCUUGCUCAUGAUCAUUGAUGCCCCACGAGGUGAGAUCUUGCAUGGAGCCCCAGACCGAGGUUGAUUGACCGUCAUCUUGAACUUCUUCCAUUUUCUAAUAAUUGCGCCAACAGUUGUUGCCUUCUCACCAAGCUGCUUGCCUAUUGUCCUGUAGCCCAUCCCAGCCUUGUGCAUGUCUACAAUUUUAUCCAUGAUGUCCUUACACAGCUCUCUGGUCUUGGCCAUUGUGGAGAGGUUGGAGUCUGUUUGAGUGUGUGGACAGGUGUCUUUUAUACAGGUAACGAGUUCAAACAGGUGCAGUUAAUACAUGUAAUGAGUGGAGAACAGGAGGGCUUCUUAAAGAAAAACUAACAGGUCUGUGAGAUCCGGAAUUCUUACUGGUUGGUAGGUGAUCAAAUACUUAUGUCAUGCAAUCAAAUGCAAAUUAAUUACUUAAAAAUCAUACAAUGUGAUUUUCUGGAUUUUUGUUUUAGAUUCCGUCUCUCACAGUUGAAGUGUACCUAUGAUAAAAAUUACAGACCUCUACAUGCUUUGUAAGUAGGAAAACCUGCAAAAUCGGCAGUGUAUCAAAUACUUGUUCUCCCCACUGUAUGUGUAUGUUAUGUGUAUUUUUUAAAAAUGGUUAUUGCUUUGUGUAUUUCUAUUCACCAUAGAAACAAGGGAUUACUUGAUAGUUAUUUUGGUUUAUGCCAAAUUGGCGAAUGUAGGUUAUGCAACUUUUUUAAACUAAUUUAUUUGUGCCCAUUAUUUAAGUGUGUAGCUAACAAUGUGAUAGUAAGAACUCAUUAGUUUGUGAAUCUAGUGCAUUUUUGCUUACCUUUAUACUGUAUAUGUGUUGCAAUGCUGAAACACUUAAAGAUUCAGUACCCUGAAGGGAGAUUGAGGUGUGCCCCAUUUUUCUAAGAUUAAAGCGAUUGUUCAGACAAAUCACACAAAAAACAAACGUAAUCCAUUUGUUUCCUUACCUUGAAACAAGGUUUCCUUACCUCUCCUUGUCCAAAAACUGCUUCACAGGUAAGGAAACAAAUAUAUAAAUAUGCAGUUUGGCUGAACUAUCCCUUUGAUACACCAAAUAAAUUAUGGUACUUUAUCUUAUCAUUAAUGUAUGAGUAUGGAACGAUUAAUGCGUAUUCCAAAACAUACAAUAUAAGCUUUCAUGUAAUAUCCAAUGCUCAUUUAUGUGAAGUUCCUAUAUUUUUGUUAAAGCAACUAUUUAAGCAAUUCCGUCCAUUCUAAAAAAUAAACUGCAGCAUAUUCCAAGUGAAACACUUUCUCUUUUGGGAACUGCAUCUUGAAUAUUGUAGGUUGUCACUACCCUUCAUAUAGCCUAUUGGGGUUAUUUUGUAUUAGUAAACCAUGUAUGAUUGAUCACUGUAAAUCGAAUUAAAUAAAUGACUGAAAUGUUAUGCCUUUUCUAUUUAUCCCAUUAUUUUGUGAGAAAAAUGCAUGGCCUGCUCUUAACCCUUAUCUUAAAAGAAUGUUAUACCUCAGAGACACCGCAAAGACGAAUGGCUAAAAGCAGCGGGUAGCUAUUGUGUGUUUACAAUCACCUGCUCUUAGUGGUCACUGACAAACGGUGGGCAUUGAACAAGUGCAAUUGUCCGAAAAUGACGUCUGAUGUUCCGGUCACUGUUCGUUGUGUGUUUUGACCUUUACAAAAUACACUUCUGUGGUUUUCACCUUGACCAGUAUAGUCCAGCUUACUUUUUUAAUGUGCUUAGGAAGAGAGAGCACUACAUUCUGUCAGCGCCAAGUAGCCUAGAUUAGAAGGGGGUAUAGUGUACUGCAGGGUUUCCCAAACUCUGUCCUCGGGAUCCCAAGGGGUGCACAUUUUGGUUUUUGCCCUAGCACUACACAGCUGAUUCAAAUAAUUAACUAAUCAUCAAGCUUUAAUCAGCUGUGUAGUGUUAGGGCAAAAACCAAAACGUGCACCCCUUGGGGUCCCGAGGUUUGAGUUUGGAAAACGCUAGUGUACUGUAUGUUAUACAACAUUGUUUAUAUGUAUAUAAACGUUGUGUGUAAUGAAUGUAAGAAUGCUACUAAAUGGACUUGGCAGUUGUAUGUGUACUCUUGACUAAGAUCUUUUAUGAAUUGUUCUAUGUUUGCCACUAGCGUCACUAGUAUAACCGGUACUGUCAGCUGGUUCAUGUUUGUCAGACAGCUGGGAUAGACUGUCAAUGGCACCCAUUUACAUGUAGCCUCAUCACUCCCGUGUCUAAUAACAUUCACUGCUGGAUAGAAGGGUUGUUUGACCUUGUCUGACCAUUGCCUUCUAUGUACACUUGAAUAAGUAUUGGCAGGGUGGAUUGAGGUAUACUCUGAGUCACCAAUUGUUGGACAAAGAGUUACUGUCAUCGACCUCAACCAGGAUUGAAUAGGCCUACCUUCAUUAAUGAUGUCGAGUUGCCUUCACUCAAGUGCAAUCUGCAGUUAACACAACAUAGCGGUCAUCCCGCAACGGUUUUGGUUAACAGCUGAGGGAUGGGGCUGGAGAAAUGUCACCACUCAAAUGUAUAAACAAAGCUAUGGAUGCAAGGACUAACGUUAAUCCACUGUUAAAUACAAUGUGAUCCUUCUCGAUUUUUCCCACCUUUUUAUAAAUUAUGUACGGGGGGCAAUGCAGGUAUCGUUGUAGCUAAUUUUCAAUGGGCUGUUUCUGCGGAAAUUGUUUGCGCUAACCUGCAAUUUGACUAAUUGGACCUUUACAAAUAAAAUUAUUAAUAUCACAUCUGUAAAAUAAUACAAUAAAAUUAUUUUAUUUAAUAAUUGUAUUUGUAAAGCACAUUUCUCGCACCAAAAAUAGAUUUUACAGUAUUAAAAAUAACUAAAGGCACAAUGCCGCCGUUUUUAUAUCGACAUUUAAGUCAUUUCUGGGUAACAAUUAAGUACCUUACUGUAAUAGAUUUCCAUUAAAAUGGCCAAAAUUGCUUUUAUUUGCAAUUAUUUCUCAAGCAAGAAUUCUGCUAGGACUGUCUGGGAGUGGACUGAGUCAAGAGGGGAAAAAUAGCUGUUAUUGGCAGAGGUGUGGAACUCUCUUUAUUGGUCUAUUAACCAAUUUACCGCAUGGUGACGUCACCAUGAAGGUCCUAUGUAGAUUGUAUUUUCAACCAGCAACUAUCAGGAAAUAACACUGAUCACAUGUUUUCACACUUUCAGUGUUAGUUUCAUCAGUUGUUGUACAAUAUGAUAUAAAACAUAGGAAAAACUGAAUUUUGACUGCACUGGGCCUUUUAAGAAAUACUGGAGGGCUAUACAGAGAAUUUGAUUUUGAAUUUUUGCCCCUAUUGUUACCAUAAUUGGCUAUAUUAAAAUCCCCCAAACCACCUCUACCUGCAAAGUCUCUUCUCCAUUUUGAGUAAUGUAUUUACAAAAGGGGAAGGAAAACCCUUUUAUCAAAAAAACCUGAUUCAAUUCACAUAGCUAAAUGCAGAGGUGUCGAGUUCAGUGGUGGAUCGAUUGUGCUCUUCUUCUGUUGCAGGUACCUUUCAGGUAGCUCUGUGGACUCGCUGUACGGUGGCCAGGCUCCCCUGCUCUCUCCCAUCUCCCCUGGCUCCUCCUCUACCUUCAUCCCCACUCCACCCCCAAACCUCUCCCAGCUCAUCAAUCGACAGCAGAGCCCCCGAGAACGCAAAGCCUCUCCCUCUUCCCUGCCCGGUCGCCUCAACCGAGCCCUGUACCUCGGCACCAUCCCAUCCCUCGCCAGAACAGGUAAGAUGGCCGGCGCCUCAGGUUGUCUUUCGGGUUCUGUACAUGACUGUUCUGCCUUUCAUUCUAUGCACUGUGAUUCAGCGCCACCCGGUGGUCAUAUUUAACUGUGUAGCUUGCACUUCUAUGGUACUUUCUUGGCUGCUAUCAAUUACAUACACCAUAAGGAGGACAGUACAAUGACAUAAGGCAGUAACAGGGUUAUGUGGCGCGGUUAUUACAUGCUUCACAACAUUGGUAACUAGCUAGUAGAAUUCUAAAACAUGGCUACACAGAUCACAGAAUAACUUACUUUGUUUUGAUCAUAUGUGUUGUAUGCAUGUUGUUGCAUGGAGGUUUAUUUGACCGGGAAAUGUUCUAAUUCAGGGUUUCCCAAAGUCGGUCCUGGUGCACGUUCUGGUUUUUGCCCUAGCAUUACAAAGCUGAUUCAAAUAAUCAGAGCUUGAUGAGGAGUUGGUUAUUUGAAUCAGCUGUGUAGUGCUAGGGCAAAAACCAAAUCGUGCCCCCAGGACCAAGUUCGGGAAACCCUAUUCUAAUUGAUAGUGUGCUCAUGUCUUUUAGAUUCCGGCUACCUGUUCAGUGGAAGUAGGCCACCUUCACAGUGCAAAGACUCCCCACCUUCAGGUAACGUUGAGCAUUGGCUAAAUGUUGCAAUUUAUAGUUUCUACAACUCGCCCUGUUUUUUGUUUUUGCUCAGGGACCCCCGCCCAGGCAAACCGGUGACCCAGGGACCCCCAUCAUGUUAGCAAAAAAGUUUUUUGUCUUAUCAGGUGAAUGAUAGUCCCCUGUAGCUCAGUUGGUAGAACAUGGCGCUUGCAACGCCAGGGUUGUGGGUUCGUUUUCCACGGGGGGCCAGUAUGAAAAAUGUAUGCACUCACUAACUGUAAGUGGCUCUGGAUAAGAGCGUCUGCUAAAUGACUAAAAUGUAAAUGAUAAUGGCAAGAAGAAGUAAUAAAUAUUUUUAGAUUUUUUAGGUUUGUUAGAGGUUUAUUUUGACCCUACAUAAUUGGAAGAUGAAGUUUAAACUCUAACAGCCAAUUAGUUAGAAAGAUAACUAAACAGAGGUGAGCCAUGUUAGCCAAAAUGAAUGUCUUAAGUCAAGAAAGCUUACCAACAGCCAGUGGCACUUGCCGUGAAUGGUACUCACAGGUGCUUUUUCAAAGCCUGGUUCACAUUGGCAGUUUGAAGGGACUCAAAUCCUAUUUAUUUGCAUAUCUGAUUCGAAUCAGUUAUUUUUCCUGCAGUCUGAACAGCCAAAAAGCACAUGUCAUCAGAUAUUUCAAGCCACAUUUGAAGUCCGAUACAAAUCUGAUUCCUGGCCAUGUGGCUUGUCUCAAUGGUCAAAUUAUUGAUUUGCCCUCAAGUGGUUUUUAGACUGUUAUACAAAUCUUGAUGCUUUCGCGCUACUCUGUUGACAGUUUGACAAGAACAUGUGGUAGCUAACUAGCUUGUUAAUUGUUUACAAACAAAUUAGUGAAUGUGCUAGAAAGCUAAACAGCUAGCUAGUUGACUGUUGUGGCUAGCCAAAAAGGACUCAUUUUGAAAGUUGGAUCAUGUUACCCUUUGAGGCUUUAAGUGUUCUUACCCUAUGAUUUCGAACAUUCAAAGCAACUGGGAAACAUCCAUGGCAGGCAUUGUUGGCACCUUAGCAUGCUACAUAACUUCUGAGUGAUAGGAAGCGCAAGCACCACCACCGAUCAGCCUACACCACUGCACACACACCCGUCGUUACUAUGACAACUAGCGUAGCCUUGUCAGCAAAUGACUGCUGUCUGAACACACACAUCCGAUUUGGUCACUUGUAACUUGCUGUUUGGACAGUCUGUGGUCUAAAAUGGAUUUGAAAAACAAAACUAAUUUGAGCAUUAAGGCUUGCAGUGUGAACAAGGCUUUAGAUACUCCAGUCAGUGUACUUCGCUCCAAUUAGUGUAAUUUGCUCAAUAUUAGAGUUGAGAUAAAGUUGACACCAAAUAAUAUAUUAUGUUUUCUACUGUAGGCAUGCAAUUCCAAAAAUGUGUUUAUUCUGUUGUUGCUAGCGAUAUUCAUAAAAACAUAUUUUGUCCACUUUUUUGUUUAAUUUAUAUAUAGUUUAUUUAUAUUUUCGCGGAACCCCCUGCAGUACCUCUACAGACCCCAGGUUGAAUAUCCCGGAUCUGAAGUAUCAAAUUUAGCAUCGUUUUGAUUUUCUCUCAAAACAUUCGAUGUAACAUGUUAAAAUCUACUAUGAAUAACAUAGAACAGGACAAUGAGUUUUGCAGUUGUUCUACAGAUUUGACUAAAACAACUUCCACCUUUUCUUUUGGAGCAGAUUAUUUCUCCCUGAAGUCUGGGAGCCGUCCGUCAUCCCCAGGCCCCUCCCCGACCCCCUCGGUGGCCGGCUCAGUCACGUCGAGCUCCAGCUCUCGCCACCGCCGCCCACUCAUCAGCCCAGCAAGACUCAACAUCAGUGGACAGAAACUCCGCCUCUUCUCAUCUGACACAGAGCCCCAGCCCCCACCAACCCCGACGCUGCCAAACCACUUCUCAGCAGAGCCCGCCCCUUUUCACAGCGGAAGCUUCCAUCUGCCAGACGUAUCCCCGUACCACAGUAGUAAUGGUACGAACCACUGGGUGUAGAUAUGCGUUUAUGAAUGUAUCUUUUUUAAGCAUGAACACGUAUUCAAAGAUCGUACACUAAAUGUGAUAUUUCAAGUUUUAUUAUUUGUAUGUGCAGGAUACACAUGGUACAGUUGAAGUCGGAAGUUUACAUACACAGGUUGGAAUCAUUAAAACUCGUUUUUCAACCACUCCACAAAUUUCUUGUUAACAAACUAUAGUUUUGGCAAGUUGUUUAGGACAUCUACUUUGUGCAUGACACACGUAGUUUUUCCAACAAUUGUUUACAGACAGAUUAUUUCACUUAUAAUUCACUGUAUCACAAUUCCAGUGGGUCAGAAGUGUACAUGCACUAAGUUGACUGUGCCUUUAACCAGCUUGGAAAAUUCCAGAAAAUGAUGUCAUGGCUUUAGAAGCUUCUGAUAGGCUAAUUGACAUCAUUUGAGUCAAUUGGAGGUGUAUCUGUGGAUGUAUUUCAAGGCCUACCUUCAAACUCAAUGCCUCUUUGCUUGACAUCAUGGGAAAAUCAAAAGAAAUCAGCCAAGACCUCAGAAAAAUAAUUGUAGACCUCCACAAGUAUGGUUCAUCCUUGGGAGCAAUUUCCAAACGCCUGAAGGUACUACGUUCAUCUGUACAAACAAUAGUACGCAAGUAUAAACACCAUGGGACCACGCAGCCGUCAUACCGCUCAGGAAGGAGACGCGUUCUGUCUCCUAGAGAUGAACGUACUUUGGUGCGAAAAGUGCAAAUCUAUCCCACAACAACAGCAAAGGACCUUGUGAAGAUGCUGGAGGAAACAGGUACAAAAGUAUCUAUAUCCACAGUAAAACGAGUCCUAUAUCGACAUAACCUGAAAGGCUGCUCAGCAAGGAAGAAGCCACUGCUCCAAAACCGCCAUAAAAAAGCCAGACUACGGUUUGCAACUGCACAUGGGUAUAAAGAUCGUACUUUUUGGAGAAAUGUCCUCUGGUAUGAUUUUUUAAAAAUAUAUAGAACUGUUAAGAGGAAAAGGGGGGCGCUUGCAAGCCGAAGAACACCAUCCCAACCGUGAAGCAUGGGGGUGGCAGCAUCAUGCUGUGGGGGUGCUUUGCUGCAGGAGGGACUGGUGCACUUCACAAAAUAGAUGGCAUCAUGAGGAAGGAAAAUGAUGUGGAUAUAUUGAAGCAACAUCUCAAGACAUCAGUCAGGAAGUUAAAGCUUGGUCGCAAAUGAGUCUUCCAAAUGGACAAUGACCCCAAGCAUACUUCCAAAGUUGUGGCAAAAUGGCUUAAGGACAACAAAGUCAAGGUAUUGGAGUGGCCAUCAAAAAGCCCUGACCUCAAUCCUAUAGAAGAUUUGUGGGCAGAACUGAAAAAGCAUGUGUGAGCAAGGAGGCCUACAAACUUGACUCAGUUACACCAGGUCUGUCAGGAGGAAUGGGCCAAAAUUCACCCACUUAUUGUGGGAAGAUUGUGGAAGGCUACCCAAAACGUUUGACCCAAGUUAAACAAUUUAAAGGCAAUGCUACCAAAUACUAAUUCGGAAUGUGAUGAAAGAAACAAAAGCUGAAAUAAAUCAUUCUCUCUACUAUUAUUCUGAUAUUUCACAUUCUUAAAAUAAAGUGGUGAUCCUAACUGACCUAAGACAGGGAAUUUUUACUAGGAUUAAAUGUCAGGAAUUGUGAAAAACUGAGUUUAAAUGUAUUUGGCUAAAGUGUAUGUAAACUUCUGACUUCAACUGUAUACACCAUCCAAUGAAAUGCUUACUUGCAGGUUCCUUCUCGCCAAUGCAACAACAAUAAGAAAUUAUAAGAAUACGAACAUAAAGUAAAUGGCUCAGUAGUAUAGAAUAAACAUUUUUGCAUAAGUAUAAUAAAGGAAGGUACAAUUUAUAGGCUAAUAUUUACGUGUUUUGCAGAGGGAGGCGGGACUACACUGAUUCUCAGGGUUUUUAUGCUUUGUUAAUUACUGGUGUUAGCCUCUAUCCAUUUCAUCUCUUUUUAGUCAAAUGUAUUCAUCGAUGACUCACUUAACAUAGUCCGAUGUGAAAGCUUUGAGAAAGGAAUGACUUUGGGUGCAUGUGUGUUUGACUGACGCAUGGCUCCACUGUGAUGUGAUUCCAGACUUGAGCUCCUUGCUGAUGGAAGGCAGUGUAAUCUCAGAAGAGCACGAGAAGAGACGGGGCAGCUCCUCGGGCUCCUCAGCCUGUAUGGUGGACACCACCACAGGAGGCAUGGACAGCACCCCCGGAUGGAAAGGUGAGCACUGA